This is a messenger RNA of Lotus japonicus, 1634 nucleotides long. Its product is annotated as mitochondrial adenine nucleotide transporter ADNT1. Lineage: Eukaryota; Viridiplantae; Streptophyta; Magnoliopsida; Fabales; Fabaceae. The transcript is spliced from 8 exons. Gene Ontology annotation, biological process: transmembrane transport. The record is from RefSeq and is a predicted model, not a curated record. Bases 248 to 1318 code for a protein of 356 amino acids.
ACGUCACUCUGCUGUGUUUCUCACUGAGCUCAACACUCUCUAUAAGCUUCCGCAGCCACCAGUCUCGGAACCUCGCGAGAGAGAGAGAAAUGAUCACCGUUUCGCUGCACUAAUCGCCGCCGGAGGAAUUCGUCGUUUCUUGCCGGAGAAUCCAAGAUCUCUCAAUCUCCGACGACCUAGAUAACUAACUAACUCUCUUCUUCUUCUUCUUCGCGAUUAUUAGGUUAGGGUUUUUAUUAUAGCUUCUAUGGCUUCGGAGGAUGUGAAGACCACCGGCGAAUCCGCCGUAACGAAGAUCGUCAGUUUGGCGGAGGAGGCAAAGCUCGCCAGAGAAGGCGUUGUUAAGGCUCCCAACUAUGCCUUAGCUAGCAUCUGCAAGUCCCUCGUUGCCGGUGGAGUCGCCGGAGGAGUAUCACGUACGGCAGUUGCUCCGCUGGAGCGGUUGAAAAUUUUGCUGCAGGUCCAGAAUCCUCAUAAUAUAAAAUACAAUGGAACAAUACAAGGCCUAAAAUAUAUAUGGAGAACUGAAGGUUUCCGUGGACUGUUCAAAGGGAACGGAACUAAUUGUGCUCGAAUUGUCCCUAAUUCUGCUGUGAAGUUCUUCAGUUAUGAGCAAGCUUCCAAAGGUAUACUGUAUAUGUAUCAGCAGCAAACUGGAAAUGAGGAUGCUCAGCUGACUCCUGUUUUACGUCUUGGAGCUGGAGCAUGUGCUGGAAUAAUUGCUAUGUCUGCAACCUACCCAAUGGAUAUGGUUCGAGGCAGGAUCACUGUGCAGACUGAGAAAUCCCCUUAUCAGUACAGGGGAAUGUUUCAUGCUCUGAGUACUGUGCUCAGAGAAGAAGGUCCACGUGCUUUAUAUAAGGGCUGGCUGCCUUCAGUAAUUGGAGUUAUUCCUUAUGUGGGUCUCAACUUUGCUGUCUAUGAGUCUCUAAAAGAAUGGUUAAUUGAAUCCAAACCAUUUGGUCUAGUUCAAGAUUCUGAGUUGAGUGUGACAACACGCCUGGCUUGUGGUGCUGCUGCUGGAACUGUUGGACAAACUGUUGCUUAUCCUCUUGAUGUCAUUCGCCGAAGAAUGCAGAUGGUUGGUUGGAACCAUGCUGCUUCUGUUCUUACCGGAGAUGGAAGAGGCAAAGUCCCGCUUGAAUACACUGGAAUGGUUGAUGCAUUUAGGAAAACCGUUAGGCAUGAAGGAUUUGGUGCAUUAUACAAGGGUCUGGUGCCCAAUUCUGUUAAGGUGGUCCCAUCCAUUGCACUUGCAUUUGUAACAUAUGAGGUGGUGAAGGACAUUUUAGGAGUUGAGAUCAGAAUAUCAGACUAAAGUUCGAUAACCACAUGAUAUUUAUUUACCUGGUGUGGCUUUUUUGGGUAGGCAAGGGGAUGCAAGAUGGUAACUUAGAGUUAUUUUCUUGUUUUUCAUCUCUCCAAGGAUGAGUUUAGAAACUCUAGAGCUAGUGUCUAUAAAUUUAUUCCCUUGUUCUUAUUGUUUUCCUUGUGAAAGUGCCUAGUUUUUGGCUUCUUAUUCAUCUUGUAUGUCAAUAAGUGUUAUUGUGGCAAAACAAUGCAAGGACAUAUCUGCCUUAGCGUUCUGCACUAGUUAAUAAAACAUUUUUCUUAGUGAAGUUUGCAGUGACCAA